This is a messenger RNA of Cicer arietinum (chickpea), 4182 nucleotides long. RefSeq names its product pleiotropic drug resistance protein 1-like. Lineage: Eukaryota; Viridiplantae; Streptophyta; Magnoliopsida; Fabales; Fabaceae. The record is from RefSeq and is a predicted model, not a curated record. Gene Ontology annotation, molecular function: ATP binding; ATP hydrolysis activity; ABC-type transporter activity. Gene Ontology annotation, cellular component: membrane.
GAAAAAAUUGAUAAAGUUGAAAGAAUAACAAAAAAAAAACAAAAGAGAGAUUGCAUUUACCUCCCCUAAAACAAAUAUCGAAGCCGAAGCUCAUGUAGGAAGCAGAUCUUUGCCUACCUUCACAAACUUCAUGGUUAAUAUAGUAGAGAGCCUAUUGAACUCAAUUCAUGUACUUCCAAGUAGAAAACAACAUCUAAAUAUUCUCCGGGAUGUUAAUGGAAUUAUAAAGCCAGCCAGAAUGACAUUGCUUUUAGGCCCUCCAGGUUCUGGAAAAACCACAUUCCUUUUGGCCUUGGCUGGAAAACUUGAUCCUAAAUUGAAGUUUGCUGGAAAGGUGACUUAUAAUGGUCAUGCAAUGAAUGAAUUUGUGCCUCAAAGAACUGCUGCUUAUGUGGAUCAAAAUGAUCUUCACAUGGGAGAAAUGACUGUUAGAGAAACCUUGGCAUUCUCAGCAAGAGUUCAAGGCGUUGGAGCUCGUUAUGACUUGCUAGCAGACUUGUCCAGAAGAGAAAAACAGGCAAAUAUCAUGCCUGAUCAAGAUAUUGAUGUGUACAUGAAGGCUAUAGCAACUGAAGGCCAGAAGGCAAAUUUGAUAACAGAUUAUGUCUUAAGGGUUUUGGGACUAGAGGUUUGUGCUGAUACUGUUGUAGGAAGUGCAAUGUUAAGAGGUAUCUCUGGCGGACAAAAGAAACGUGUUACAACAGGGGAGAUGUUGGUUGGACCGGCUAAAGCGCUAUUCAUGGAUGAAAUAUCUACUGGUUUAGAUAGUUCAACAACCUUUCAAAUUGUGAAUUCAGUGAAGCAGUAUAUCCACAUUUUCAAAGGAACUGCAGUCAUCUCACUCCUACAGCCACCACCAGAGACUUACAAUCUUUUUGAUGACAUUAUUCUACUCUCUGAUAGUCACAUUAUCUACCAAGGUCCACGGGAACAUGUGCUUGAAUUUUUCGAAUCAAUGGGUUUUAAAUGUCCUAAUAGGAAAGGAGUUGCCGAUUUUUUGCAAGAAGUAACAUCAAGGAAAGACCAAGAGCAGUACUGGGAACACAAAGAUCAGCCUUAUAGAUUUGUCACAUCUGAAGAGUUUUCUGAGGCAUUUCAAUUAUUUCAUGUUGGUAGAAGACUUGGUGAUGAACUUGGUACUAAAUUUGACAAGUCAAAGAGUCACCCAGCUGCCUUGACAACCAAGAGAUAUGGACUAGGAAAAUGGGAACUGUUAAAAGCUUGCUUAUCAAGAGAAUACUUACUUAUGAAGCGCAAUUCGUUUGUCUAUAUCUUCAAGCUUUGCCAAUUAUCUGUAAUGGCAAUGAUUGUCAUGACAAUCUUCAUUCGGACUGAGAUGCAUACAGAUUCAGUAACUCAUGGAGGUAUAUAUCUAGGUGCGUUGUUCUAUGCCGUCUUUGUGAUCAUGUUCAAUGGAAUGGCUGAACUUUCCAUGGUAGUUACAAGGCUUCCUGUGUUCUACAAGCAUAGAGAAUACCUCUUUUUCCCUCCAUGGGCAUAUGCUCUUCCUGUCUGGAUCCUGAAAAUCCCCAUCACUCUUUUGGAAGUUGGUGUUUGGGUAUUCCUCACCUACUAUGUCAUUGGUUUUGAUCCAUAUAUUGGAAGGUUAUUUAGGCAAUACCUUGUUCUUGUACUAGUAAACCAGAUGGCUUAUGGAUUAUUCAGAUUCAUUGCAGCAGUUGGGAGGGAUAUGACUGUGGCUCUAACAUUUGGGUCAUUUGCACUUUCCAUCCUUUUUUGUAUGAGUGGUUUUGUCUUAUCAAAAGACAAUAUAAAAAAAUGGUGGAUAUGGGGCUUCUGGAUAUCACCUAUGAUGUAUGGACAAAAUGCUAUUGUAAAUAAUGAAUUCCUUGGGAAUAGAUGGAAACAUGUUCUUCCUAACUCAAUGGAGCCAAUAGGAGUUGAAAUUUUGAAAUCUCGUGGGUUCUUCACUCAGUCAUACUGGUAUUGGAUAUGUGUUGGUGCUUUGUUUGGAUAUACAUUAAUUUUCAACUUUGGCUAUAUCCUUGCUCUCACUUUCUUGAAUCCACUUGGGAAGCAUCAAACUAUUAUACCAGAAGAUUCUCAAAACAAUGAGCAAAAUGGUGGUAGCAGAAAAAGAACUAAUGUUUUGAAGUUCAUAAAGGAUAGCUUUUCACAGCAUUCAAAUAAAGUGAGAAAUGGAGAAAGUAGAAGUGCAAUAACCUCUUCUAGUACUCUAUCCAAUAGACAAGAAAUGGUUGCAGCAGAUAGAAACCAUAGUAGGAAAAGAGGAAUGGUUCUUCCUUUUGAACCACAUUGUAUCACAUUUGAUGAAGUAACAUAUUCCGUAGACAUGCCUCAGGAAAUGAGAAACCGAGGCAUUAUUGAGGAUAAGCUGGUUCUUUUGAAAGGUGUCAGUGGUGCUUUCAGACCAGGUGUUCUCACUGCUCUGAUGGGUGUGUCUGGUGCUGGCAAAACAACUCUUAUGGAUGUGCUUUCUGGUAGAAAAACUGGAGGAUAUAUCAGUGGGAACGUCACAAUUUCCAGCUUUCCAAAGAAGCAAGAAACCUUUGCAAGAAUUUCUGGAUACUGUGAGCAAAAUGAUAUCCACUCUCCUUAUGUCACUAUUUAUGAAUCCUUACUCUAUUCUGCAUGGCUCCGAUUGUCCAUAGACAACAAUGCUGAAACCAGAAAGAUGUUCAUUGAGGAAGUCAUGGAACUUGUGGAACUAAAACCGCUGCGAAAUGCAUUAGUAGGAUUGCCUGGCGUUAGUGGUCUCUCAACGGAGCAACGCAAAAGGUUGACUAUUGCGGUUGAGUUGGUAGCUAAUCCUUCUAUUAUAUUCAUGGAUGAGCCAACUUCUGGGCUAGAUGCAAGAGCAGCAGCUGUUGUGAUGAGAACAGUUAGGAACACAGUUGACACCGGAAGAACAGUUGUUUGUACCAUCCACCAGCCUAGCAUUGAUAUAUUUGAAUCUUUUGAUGAGCUUUUGCUACUUAAGCAAGGAGGGCAAGAGAUAUAUGUGGGGCCACUUGGACAUCAUUCUUCCAAAUUAAUCAGUUACUUUGAGGGAAUCCAAGGUGUUAGCAAGAUUAAAGACGGUUAUAAUCCUGCAACUUGGAUGUUGGAAGUCACAACUUCAUCUAAAGAAGUGGAAUUGGGGAUUGAUUUUACAGAGGUGUACAAAAAUUCAGAGUUAUACAGGAGAAACAAAGCACUUAUAAAAGAAUUGAGUACUCCUGCUCCUGAUUCAAAUGAUCUUCAUUUUACUUCACAGUAUUCAAGAUCCUUUUUGACACAAUGCAUGGCUUGCUUAUGGAAACAACAUUGGUCUUACUGGCGCAAUCCUUUAUACACUGCCAUAAGAUUUAUUUAUUCAACUAUGGUAGCUGUUUUGCUUGGGACCAUGUAUUGGAACCUUGGUAGCAAAAUUGAAAAGCAACAAGAUCUUUUUAAUGCCAUGGGGUCUAUGUAUUCUGCUGUUCUCCUAAUAGGAAUCAAGAAUGGUAAUUCAGUGCAACCAGUGGUUGCUGUUGAAAGAACGGUCUUUUAUAGAGAAAGAGCAGCUGGAAUGUAUUCAGCUUUUCCAUACGCUUUUGCUCAGGUUAUAAUUGAGCUCCCAUAUGUUUUUGUGCAAGCUGUGGUGUAUGGCUUUAUAGUUUAUGCUAUGAUUGGUUUUGAGUGGACUGUAGCUAAAUUUUUGUGGUUCCUAUUCUUCAUGUAUUUCUCCUUCCUUUUCUUCACAUACUAUGGCAUGAUGGCAGUAGCCAUGACCCCAAAUAACCACAUUUCGACUAUAGUUGCCUCUGCAUUUUAUAUAAUGUGGAAUCUCUUCUCAGGAUUCGUAGUCCCAAGACCAAGGAUUCCAAUGUGGUGGAGGUGGUACAGUUGGUUAAAUCCAGUGGCUUGGAGUUUGUAUGGAUUGGUGACUUCACAAUAUGGAGAUUUGAAACACAUUAUUGAAUCAACUGAUGGAAAACAAACAGUAGAAGGCUUUUUGAGAAGUUACUUUGGUUUCAAUCAUCAUUUUCUACGAGUGGUUGCUCUUUUCAAUGUUCUAUUUCCAGUAGUUUUUGCUUUCGUCUUUGCCAUAUCAAUCAAGUUUUUUAAUUUCCAACGGCGUUAAGAACAACAUUCAACUUUUUUGUAUGUGUAUAGGAAAAUAUCUCUUGCUGUAUUUUUUAAUUACCAACUAAAUAUUGUAUUAUUUAUAGCUAGAAA